AUGAACCAGAUACAGGAACGUUUUUUCUUUCUAAGCGUUUGGGGGCUCUACUACUGUGAUUCAAGACAAAGGCCAGAAGCCACAGCAGCCGACGAAUGGGUGACCGAUCACACAGAUGGGAGACAUGUCGUCACCCAGUUCCAUGAAUGGCAGGCCGGAACUGGACUGAUCCUUUCUCGAGCUCGGAAACUUCCUAUCGCCACGAUAUUUACAACCCACGCCACACUACUCGGGAGGUAUCUCUGUGCGGCAAACAUUGAUUUCUACAACCAUCUUGACAAGUUUAACAUAGACAAAGAGGCUGGGGAUAGGCAGAUUUACCACCGGUACUGCAUGGAGCGAGCCUCUGUUCAUUGUGCUCACGUGUUCACCACAGUUUCUGAAAUAACAGCAAUAGAGGCAGAACACAUGCUGAAGAGAAAGCCUGAUGUAGUUACUCCAAAUGGCUUGAAUGUUAAAAAAUUUUCAGCUGUGCAUGAGUUUCAAAAUCUACAUGCCAUGUACAAAGCCAGGAUCCAAGAUUUUGUUCGAGGUCAUUUCUAUGGUCAUCUCGACUUUGAUCUUGAAAAGACUUUGUUCCUUUUCAUUGCUGGGAGGUAUGAGUUCUCAAACAAAGGAGCUGACAUCUUCCUAGAAUCCUUAUCCAGGCUAAAUUUCCUGCUGAGGGUGCAUAAAAGUGAUGUCACAGUGGUGGUGUUUUUCAUUAUGCCUGCCAAGACAAAUAAUUUCAAUGUGGAAACCCUGAAAGGACAGGCAGUGCGAAAACAGCUAUGGGACACUGCACAUUCUGUGAAGGAAAAGUUUGGAAAAAAACUCUAUGAUGCAUUAUUAAGAGGAGAAAUUCCUGACAUGAACAAUAUUUUAGAUCGAGACGACCUAACAAUUAUGAAAAGAGCCAUCUUCUCAACACAGCGACAGUCACUGCCCCCUGUGACCACUCACAAUAUGAUGGAUGACUCCACGGAUCCCAUCCUCAGCACCAUUAGACGGAUUGGACUUUUCAACAACCGUGCGGACAGAGUCAAGGUGAUUUUGCACCCAGAGUUUCUAUCUUCCACCAGCCCCUUAUUACCUAUGGACUAUGAAGAGUUUGUACGAGGUUGUCAUCUUGGAGUAUUUCCAUCAUACUAUGAACCGUGGGGUUAUACUCCAGCUGAAUGCACUGUGAUGGGUAUCCCCAGUGUGACAACGAACCUCUCCGGCUUUGGCUGUUUCAUGCAGGAGCACGUAGCUGAUCCUACUGCUUACGGUAUUUACAUUGUUGACAGGCGGUUCCGCUCUCCUGAUGAUUCUUGCAAUCAGCUGACUAAGUUUCUCUAUGGAUUUUGCAAACAGUCACGCCGCCAAAGAAUUAUCCAGAGGAACCGAACUGAAAGACUCUCAGAUCUUCUGGAUUGGAGAUACUUAGGCAGAUAUUACCAGCAUGCCCGGCACCUGGCAUUAAGCAGAGCUUUUCCAGAUAAAUUCCAUGUGGAACCCAGAUCACCACCAACGCAGACAGAAGGAUUUAAAUACCCCAGGCCUUCCUCAGUGCCACCUUCUCCUUCGGGGUCUCAGGACUCCAGUCCUCAGAGCAGUGACGUGGAAGAUGAAACAGACGAUGAGAGAUACGAUGAGGAAGAGGAGGCUGAAAGGGACCGGUUAAAUAUUAAGUCACCGUUUUCUCUGAGCCAUGUUCCUCGUGGGAAGAAAAAGCUGCAUGGUGAAUACAAGAACUGAAUUCCACAUGUGCCGAGCAGAGCUAAUUUUGCAAGAACAGAGUAAGAAUGAUUAUUUAAAAGAAUGAAAAUACUACAGAUUUCAUCAUCUUCUUCUAAAUAUUUCAAUGGAAUUUACUGUGUGCCUAAAAAGUGGAAGAGAUUAAGUAAAGGGCAGCUUUGUAAUUUAGAAUAAAAUCCAAGUUAUUCUCCCCACCUCAUGUUUCCCCAGUAAAUUUAAACACAAAGAGGAGAAUUAGUUAAAGGGGGAAGACUGGAUGUGUUUUUAAAAAUGGUGAACUCAAGCAAUAAGAAUUUUUCUUACUAGUGUUUAUUUUAAAAUUGUUAUUAUAAUCCUUUGCUUGGUAUUUAUUCAGCUUCUAUACCCCACCACGCAAGUCUCUCAUUUCCCCUACCCCAAAAUCCUAAUCUUAGCCAUGAAUGUAUACUACCUACAUAUUUUAAAUAACUAGUUCUUUAUUGGUUAUUUUCACUUUUCUCAUGGAUCAGAACCAUGAAUUAAUAUCUAGCUUUAAAAAGACAAAAUUCAUAAGCAAAUAGCUGUCUUAGAUCCAUAUCUUGAUGCAUAUUAAUGCAUAUUUAUGUCACUUUUGAAAUCUAGAAUUCAUGCCCAAAUUAACGAUAAAUAGAUGUUACCAUCUGCACUGUACCAUCUUACUGUAACAAUUUUUCUAUUAUUUAAAUGGAAGGACUUUUUGAAAAUUUGGUCAAUCUUCCAAAGCUGAUAAAUGGUUAAAUCCAAACGAAUAAAUACAUCAAUAUUUAAUAAUUUAACUUUUGUUGAUAAUGAGUUGUUUAAAAAUCUUUUAGACAUUUAAAUAACAUGUGUAAAGCACCUGUCAUGAAUAGUGCCUAGUGAAGAAUAACAUUUCAAACUAUCUUUUACAAAUAAUUAGUGGGGGCAAAAAAGAGAGCAUCUAUUUAGUUAUAAUAAGGACAAUAUCUCUAACAUAUUCUGUGAUGUGCUUAGAGACAUAGUGGAAUGAUUACAGUUAAGCAGAUUUAUGUUUUAAAUGUAAAUCUAAAUUUGGCAAAAACCAAAAACCACAUUCAGUCUUGGACUGCUUUUAUUGUAACUAAGUAGCCAUUCAUUGUAACUAAGUAGCCAUUCAUUAUAAGUUCCAUUGAGCUUACAGUAAACACUUUGAUUAAUGUAUCAGUUGGCUUUGGUCCGAAAAGGUUUUAAAAAGGUUUUGGUCUUGUCAGUGCUGGAUUGUUGAUGGCAAUAAUGGAAGAGUUACAACAACAUGUCAGAUGGUACAAAACCAGUGGAAAACUAAUCAAGCUCCCCUGUUGCCCGUUAGCUAGGAAAAGUAGAAGACUAUUUGGACACCAGCAAUAAAUCAGACCAAAAUGGAAGAUGGUUGCAAAUUCACCUUAUUUAGAGGUUCAGGAAGAAGAGAAAUAAAUUGCUUAAAACUUAACCCUUGAAAAAUACCCUGUGGAUUUGCACAAUUAACUCAGCAUCUGCAGAACAAUUUGAAAUACUCUGCACUGGGAAGCAGAAAAAUGCGAGAUGGAUUUAUAUUGCAAAUUCAUUUGCUGAAGUGCCAAAAAGAUCUCAUGAUAAAGAGGGGUUCAUGUUACAAUAACCAUGAAAAUGUAUCACUAGUAAAGUCACAGAGUGUGUGUAUGCAAAUAAUAGUUUUGAUUGGUAAUUGGUUGGUCUGUUAGUGUGAGCUGCGCAGUAAAAUAUCUCAAUAAAAUUUAACAUUUAAGUGCUUUUUGCUGAA
Molecule: messenger RNA, 3451 nt
Organism: Microcebus murinus (gray mouse lemur)
Lineage: Eukaryota; Metazoa; Chordata; Mammalia; Primates; Cheirogaleidae
Source: RefSeq, a predicted model, not a curated record